Molecule: messenger RNA, 6567 nt
Organism: Astyanax mexicanus (Mexican tetra)
Lineage: Eukaryota; Metazoa; Chordata; Actinopteri; Characiformes; Acestrorhamphidae
Gene: larp4aa
Product: La ribonucleoprotein 4
Exons: 17
Coding region: 643-3054 (803 amino acids)
Biological process (GO): positive regulation of translation
Cellular component (GO): cytoplasmic stress granule; cytosol
Molecular function (GO): mRNA 3'-UTR binding
Source: RefSeq, a predicted model, not a curated record
GAGAGAAGGUGCGUGUCCGCUGUGUCCGCUCGGGCUGCCCCGUCAGGAAUGCGCCGCAUGGCUCUGGCGCCUGUGUUACCGGAGAGGGAGACGCGCUAGAGACGGAGCUGCGAGUGUACCGCGCCUGGGUUCGCUGCUGGGGUCGUGUGGGCUGUUUGCACGCGUCUGUCUGCGGCUAGUUGCUUCGUAUUAUCAUAAUCAUCACAACCACUAGCUACUACCACUACAACUAGCGUUAGCUAACACCACCAUCAUUCUGCUUCUUCUCGAUAUACUGAACAGACCGCUUAGCUUAGCCUGCGAGCAAGCUAACUAGCUAAGCUAGGUUAGCUAGCAGCUUACCGUAUAGUCUCCAUAGGCUUUAGCUAGUUAACUUGCUAGUUAGCUAACUAGCCAGAACACACAGAGCGCGCUAGCUUGGCUAGCUUAGCGAUUCCAACCAGCUGGAGAAGUUAGCUGAGCUAGCUAAAGCGGUGGACGCCCCUUACGUAGUUAGCUAGCUAAUUAGCUUAGCUUAGCUGGGUACCGUGAUCGCUAGCUAAAGAAGGGGGUGGGUGAUACACAUACACACACACGUGGGGGCCCGGCCGGGGAGAGGAAGACGGAGGCGACGCAGCGGGAGUGAGCGCCAGGGAGCGGCCGAUGAGUUCAGAGCAGGGCGGAGAGCCGCUGCAGGAGGAGGCUGAGCAGCCGGGACCGAGAACCCGCGGGGAGGACGGGACCGGGCCCGGCACUGGGGCUGGGACCGGUGCCGCACCCGGGACCGGCGGAGAUUCGGGAGAUUCAGGUGAAAUGGUGACCUCAAAAGGAGCCGGGCUGAACCCUAAUGCCAAAGUGUGGCAGGAGAUUCCAGCUGCACCAACUGAGGCUCCUGUGGAUGGCACUGAGGCCUCCCCCUGGUCACAGCCCAGUAUGACUGAAGAGCCCAAUGGAUGUAAACCAUACACGUCUGGGUUCUCUGCGCUCAUGGACAACGGCAGCUCUGCCACUGCGGAGGGUGUGGUCAAUGGCUUGGAUCCCCCUCAUCCAAACUUCUCUGUUUGUGAGCCCAACAGUGGAACUAAUGUGGAGUCUAAACUCUCUGAGGAGCAGCCGCUGUCAGCAGAGAGUCUCCGCGAGUCCCUCAAGAAAGAGCUGGAAUUCUGCUUCUCCAGGGAAAAUCUAUCAAAGGACCUCUACCUAAUAUCUCAAAUGGACAGUGACCAGUUUGUUCCAAUUUGGACUAUUGCCAGCAUGGAAGGAAUUAAAGUUCUUACUACUGACAUGGACCUGAUCCUGGACGUAUUGAGAUCAUCUCCUAUGGUUCAAGUGGAUGAGAAAGGAGAGAAAGUGCGGCCGAAUCACAAACGCUGUAUCAUCAUCUUGCGAGAGGUUCCAGAAACUACCCCUGUGGAGGAGGUGGAAGCCUUGUUCAAGAAUGAAAACUGUCCUAAGGUCAUAAGUGUGGAGUUUGCACACAACAAUAACUGGUACAUUACAUUCCAAUCAGAUACGGAUGCUCAACAGGCGUACAAGUAUUUAAGGGAAGAAGUCAAAACAUUUCAGGGAAAGCCCAUCAUGGCUAGAAUAAAAGCCAUCAACACCUUCUUUGCAAAGAACGGCUACCGCAGCCUGGACUGCAGCGUGUACCAACAGCAGUCACACACACAGUCCCAGUACAGCUCACCACUCUUUAUGCAGCCGGUUUACAGCCCCCAGCAGCAGUAUCCACUAUACGGCAUCGUACCUCCCACCUGGACUCCAUCUCCAACUCCAUACUUUGAGACUCCUCUGGCACCUUUUCCCAAUAGUGGGUUUGUCAAUGGCUUUAACUCACCUGGACACUACAAAACUGGAUCUAACUCUCUCAUUGGACGCCCCUUCAACAGAAAUCGUGUUCCACUCUAUUCAAGAAAGAAUGUAAUAAAUGCCUUCAGGAACCAUGUGAAGCCUCAGACAAGGACUAAUGAAGGAUUGACCUCUACUGUCCCACCUGUGCCUCUGGUGGACGGACUCCGCAGUCCGCAGCCUCCUGCCACCACUGGCCCGGUGCUGGGGUCCACUGAGCUCAGCUCCUCUUUCCCUCACUUGGCCUCCACUGAGACCACAGACGACAGCACUGUGUCUGGACGAGGAAGGAGGACUACGUACAGAGGGACUCGGAGGAGGAGAGAGGAUGAACGUACCACGAGGCCUGUUCCACUCGCUGAAGUGAAAGUUCCGCCACCCAAGUUCGACCUGGCUGCCUCCAAUUUCCCUCCAUUACCUGGCUGCUCUGUAAGCCCACAGGGGGAACCUGUGUUGGAGAACCGCAUGUCUGACGUUGUACGGGGUCUAAACAGAGACAAGCAGACAGAUGCUAACAAAGAGUCUACUGUGAGCCCCGCUGGUCCAUCCUCGGAGGAGACUACUGUCCCCAGGCUUAUCCAGCCUGUCAGUAAACAGACUGUUCAUCCUGUGGAUCCUGCUGCCUGCAGCCCAAACCCUCAGGAGAAGAAACUGGAGAAAGCUGAGCCCUUGGUCCAUAAAGAGAUGCCUGUGAACCCAACCCCCACUGCCGCCAUUUCACCAACCCCCACGCAGCCUGCCCCCGCCCCCAAGGCUCAGCCGAGUCCAGCCAGUCCUGCAGCACCACAAGCCAAUGCUUCCCUCUCCAGCACCGCCGCCCCGGAACCUCGAAAGCUCAGCUACGCCGAGGUGUGUCAGCGACCACCCAAGGAUCCCCCUCCUCCUCCACCACCUCCCCCUCCAGCCACCAGUUCUGCCCCCGCCAGCGCCAGCUCUCAGCCGCUGAGAGAGCUGCGGGUUAACAAGGUGGAGGAGCAGUCCAGCAGGCCUGCUGACCGGCAGGAGCGGCCUCAGGAGCGAGGAGGGGACUGUAAGGCCAGGGAGGGCCGGCUGGCCCGCGACUCUCAAGGCUUCUAUCGCAGCAAUGGCCCACCCAGAUCCAGCACAGGGGGCUACAAACUCCGCGAGCAGCAGAGACGCCCACCUUUCGCCCGCCGCACUUCUCCCCAAGGAGGACCCAGACACACUGGCAAAGAGCAGAACAUCCCCCCUAUAUCGCCAAAGUAAAGACUAAACAGAAUCCUUACAAAUGUAUGAAUAUAUACACAUACAUCUAUAUAUAAAUAAAUAUAUAAAUAUAUAUAUAAAUAUAUAUAUAUAUUAAAGAGAUGAAAUAUAAGUUUAAAAUCAAAUGGUAGCCACCUCUCCUGCCUGGAGCACAUCCAGAGGGACAAAAACUAAACAAAAAAAGAAAAUCUUAUGACAUGACAAUGCACAGACUGGGACAUGCGGGCAUGAGAUCGUUGGAUGCGAGAAUAAGCUUGAUGAAGGAAGUCAUCAUAUAGGAAAAGGAUAUGUACGCUUCUAACUUGAUGGUGUCCCCUCAGAAUGUAAAUCAAUGCUACUUUUUUUUGGUUUUAUUUAGUUUUUUCUUUUCUUUAAUAUCUCUUUUUCAUUCUCUUCUCGAGAAGAGGGCCUUGUACCCUGUUGGGGAGAGGUGGGACCCAGGGCAAUGUACCGGCUCAGUGCUGUUGAGCUGAAACAAGCUAAAAACGAGCUAAGAAAUAUAUAUAUAUAUAUAUAUAUAUAUAUAUAUAUAUAUAUAUAUAUAUAUAUAUAUAUAUAUAUAUAUAUAUAUAUAUAUAUAAAGGUGGUCUGCAAAAAACAUAUGCACUAAAAAGAAAAAGGAACAUGCAUACUGUAUGACAUGUACCUAUACAAAGAUAUCACUUUGUUGACAUGCAAUGAUUCAUCUGAUCUUUUUGUUUUUUGCUUUUAUUUUAUUUUCUCCUUAGUUUGCAUUUGCAGGGCACUGGAAGUGCGAAGUAGUGUGGAGUGAUUGGGUGACUGAGGAAAAAUGUACAUGGACUUUGAGCUUUGGAGUGGACGGAUGUGGUGUUUUUUGCAGUAGUGUUAAUUUUUUAAAUCAAUUUUUGGGGGUUAGAUCCCAUCUAGAACAUGCAAAAGUGUGUUUGAGUGGAUUUUGGAGAAUUAGCUAGGAGCUACAGUGAGGUUUGGACCUGUUGGUCUGGAUUUUUCUCUUUUUUUUUUUUUUUUGCAUUUAUUUGCGUGACGUUAGCUGAUUACAGUAUGCUGCCGGAAUCAGAGAGCCGGUAUUUAGAAAUUGUAAAGCGCAGUAUAGAAAGCUUUGGAUUGUUGAGCCUCGGUAAUGAUUCAUAUACAUCGCUUAUAAGGUCAAAGCUUGCCAAUGAUGAUGCGGUGGUGUUGAAUGUCUGGUUUGCUGAAGGUUGUUUUUAGUUUCCUUUUCCUUUCCUUUUCUUUUUAAAGCUUGCUUGAGUAACCAAGAGCCUGUGAAGGAUCACGAUCACAGUCGGGUACUUUGUGUCAUCUCAUUUAUGUUCAGAAUUAUUAUUAUUUUAAUUUUUAAUUUUUUUUGUGCAUUAUCCUCCCAGAAUGGCUUCUGAGCAAGCCCAUAUUUCCUGAUAAUCAGGCAGGCACGUGGCUGUGUUUACAACAUUUAUGUUGGUUUGGGCUAACGCGAGACAGGCUAAGCCAAUGGCUGCUUUUUGGUUUUGUUUUGGGUGACGUUUUUUUUUUUUUUUUUUUCUCUCUCUCUUUUCUUAAAAUCAGGACAUUUCAAUAUUAAUAAUUAAUGACGAGUAGCUAUAUUGUGCUUAGUAGAUUUGUCAGUGUGAUGUAGGUCUGGAAAACCUGAAGCCUAUUUGAUUGAUUGACUAGUGAUGUCAAUAUCCUUUUAUAUAUCAUCGGAUGGUAAUUGGUUGAUGAUUCAUUAUGGGAAAAAAAAAAGUCUGGGCAGUUGGUUUUUAAUUAUGAUUAUUUUUUAUGUUUUUUUCACAUCCAUUAACAAUCCUGUUUAUUUUUUAUUUUAUUUAUUUAUUGUUUUUCCAUUUUUUAUUAAUUUCAUUUAAUUUCAUUUGUUUGCUUCUGACCUUGGUGUGAAUGACAGCAAGUACAGGACAGAACCUUGAAAGUAAAGAAUGAGCGUCUCUGGGGUUGCAGUGUGUACGAAACGUAAAAUAAAAAAAACAAACACGGGUGGUCUGGCAAAAUUCGUCGAGCCACGCCAGAAUCACCUGCUCAGAAUAUCUUGAGGUCUGAUUAUGCAUGAACAUGCUCCCCCCCCCCCCUUAAUCCCCAACUAAGAGACUUUUUUCAUAGGUUGUUUAAAAAAAAAAAAAGAAAAGUUAUUUAUGGAAUGUACUGGAUUUCCUUGCUGAAAGAAUGAGCGUCAGAAUGCAUUAAUUUUUAUUAAUUCCAACUAUAACAGGUUUCUGUGAGGCAGGGGGCAACAAAAAAAAUCACAUCUUCAAUGUCUUCAUGCUUAGUAUUCAUUGAGUGUCCUCCAAUUCUAAAAAAUCUUUUGAGCGCUUCUUUCUGAGCACUGAAAGUCUGAUAAAAGGAAAGAUCUGCUGCUUCCUUCUCUGUUCAGAUAGCUAGAGCAAUAUCUGAAAUUCCUUCGCAGGCGUUCCCGUGCGAGAUUCCCGAAGGCUCCAGCGGAAUAAUGUUGGGAAUGAAGAGUUUGGGAUGAUUAGAAGCUGCAUUGAACUCAGUCAGCCUGUGCGCUUGGUUGAUCUAGACUAGAUUUGCUCUCCGAAUCUGUGGAAUCUGCACUAAAGCACAUGAAUAUGAAGAGGGCUGCUUUUCUGUGUGUGUAAGCUCCGCCCCCUAACCUUUCUUGGACUGCACCUUCUGGGCGGCUCGCUUUCGGAAGCAGGGACUUUGUCGUCACCGCCGCCGCCAAAAGAAAAGUGUAGGUGAAGGAGAACUGGUGCUGUUGAUAAAAAAAAUACAAGAUAUACAAUGAAAUCAGAGGGAGAUGCAGUAUUGCUGUUUAAUUCAUUGUUUAAGUAUUGCUUUUAUGGAAUUAUAAUUAUUUUUUCUUUUUAAUUUAUUUUAAUCCUGCUGCCCUAUUCCCCUCCUCUUCAUCCCCCUGCCUCAUCCCAAUCCAUGUAGGCCGGGUUCCUGACAAUGUACAAAUAUAACAUGACAUUGGGAGAGAAUCACAGAUUUAACAUUUGUAUAUUUUUGAGGUUUCAGCAGAGAGAAAAUACUUGAUGCAUUUACUAGAGGCUUAGUAAUGCGGUAAAUAAAUAACGAAUCACUGGGGCUUUUAUUGUUUAUAUAUAUUUUUCUUUUGUUUUCAUUAAUGAAUUUGAGCAGCUAGUGGUUUAGUGUAAUGAAACAAAAAUGCACUAACUUGUUAAAAAAAAAUCUUACUGUUAUGUAAUGUGAAAUCAUAUUAGAAGCAUAAGAUAAUGAUAUUGAUGUUGACAGGCUUGCAGAAAUCUACGGGAAUAGCAUUCUCCUUAAUGCUUGGGGUAUUACUGUUAAUUGACUUUAGGGGUGGUGUGGCAAAGGGAGGAAUUCUUUAAUAAUGGAUUGAAAGUGUGGGAGACACUAAAUUCUAGCUGUCUGCAUAAAAAUGUCACAAAAAGAAAAUAAAUUAUUUUGUUUUGGCCUUAGAGUUUCGCUUCAUUUUUUUUUGUUGCAGUCAUCUUGAUUUACAUUUACUAACAGUUUGCCUUUUGACUGUUAAAUUUGCUUUUACAUGUUAGGAUUUGUAUGUUUUCAAAUGCAUUAAAACACCAGUGUGACUCA